AUGGCUUCGAACGCAAAUCAACUUGUUCUAUUUGAUGGUGACGAUGAUCGUAUGGAAAUCAUUCUCGGCAAUAUCAGAGGGUUAUCAAAAGUUCCCGGCAGCUGUAAAUUCUACAUCUUUUGUGCUGAUCCAACGUUAAUUCAGGAAAAAAUAAUGCCACACCCAGGUAUAUCUAAUGUAUCUGUACUGCCGUCUUCAAAUGGUCAAAAUAUUAUCGAUACCCUCAAAAAGGAAUGCGAUCAUUUCACAUCGAUAAUCAUUAUCAUUGGUUCGAAUUCUUGCAGUGCUGAAGAACUGUUCACUAAGCAAAAAUACCAUGGGAGAAGUCGGCUAUUCAUUCAGACAGUCAGCAAUCCGCCGGAGAUCACCCUGAACGAAAUUAUAGGUUUAGUUAAACAACAUAUGCCAAGUUGUAACGAUGACGAAGUGUUUGUCAAAUAUGGAUGUAAUCACUGUAAGGAAUCGUUUGAUUUACAUGACGAUCUUCUGGAACAUAGACGAAGCAUUCAUAUACAAGAUCCGAACAUAAAAGUUUAUUGGGAUCUGAAAAAAAAUCUUGCAAUGCACAAGAAAACCAAUGCGAAUUGCCAAAUCGUCAAAGAAUUGGAAGUUUCUUGUGAUGAGUGUGGCGACUGGUUUGGCAGCAAUGACGAACUUGCAAAACAUGUUGAAAAAGAACACUCGAGUGCAAAUGAUUUUUAA
Messenger RNA from Adineta ricciae, 702 nucleotides. NCBI's taxonomy places the organism in Eukaryota, Metazoa, Rotifera, Eurotatoria, Adinetida, Adinetidae. The record is from the annotation of a GenBank genome assembly.